Messenger RNA from Megalobrama amblycephala (Wuchang bream), 4277 nucleotides. It is a transcript of the gene doc2b, whose product is annotated as double C2-like domains, beta. Gene Ontology annotation, molecular function: small GTPase binding. The record is from RefSeq and is a predicted model, not a curated record. The transcript is spliced from 18 exons. Gene Ontology annotation, biological process: intracellular protein transport. Gene Ontology annotation, cellular component: membrane. NCBI's taxonomy places the organism in Eukaryota, Metazoa, Chordata, Actinopteri, Cypriniformes, Xenocyprididae. Bases 502 to 2448 code for a protein of 648 amino acids.
UCUCCUUGGAAACUCGCACGCGCCGAGUAUAUGUGCGCGCAUUUGCCCGGGAGCGAGCACGUGGUCAGCUCUCUAGCAUCUGCUGUGGCAGAAAGGUGUGACCUCAGAUUUUCCCCUCACACUCUUUUCACAGAGUUGUAGAUAAACUACUGCGUGGCUCUCGUCCACAACAAACCUCAAAGCGCAACAAACACCUCUUCACACUAUUAUCCAUGGGAUUACUCUCUUUUCUGUGACACCUGCUACCUUUUUGGGUUCGCAGACUUCGCACAGCCUUGACCCUGCCCCUGCCAACGGGGGUUUGUGUCCGACAGCUGAACAGCAUUAAAUAACUUCUACUUUGGACACAUCACGUCUCAAAGGUGUUGUGAGACGAGUAAUCCAAUAAUUGAGCCGCGUCCUUCCAGUUCUACAUAAUUGGAUGUAAGCUCUAUCACAACAAACAGACAACACCUGUCAAAGCCAAUGAACGGUUGUGACGUUGAAGCUCCAAAGUGAAUCAUGACAGACACAAUGUUUGGCUGUGAGAACGAGCAGUGGGUUUGUCCCAAUGACAGACAGCUAGCGCUUAGAGCAAAGUUACAUACAGGUUGGUCCAUCCACACAUUUCAGUCCGAGAGACAGAGGAAAGCUCAGACAAUUGAGAAAACCGAGCUGGAUCUCAUCAUGAGUGUCCUCCAACGCGCUGAGCAACUCGAGAUCAUUGAGCAACACCGGAUUGGGCGUCUAGUGGAGCGUCUGGAGAACAUGAGGAGGUCUGCAAUGGGAAACGGCCUUUCACAAUGUCUGCUGUGUGGAGAAGUGUUUGGUCUGCUGGGCUCUACGUCUGUCCUCUGUCUGGACUGCUGCAUGAAGGUGUGCACUAAAUGCGGAAUCGAGACUGCAGGCAGUCAAAAAAGGGCUCAAUGGCUUUGCAAGAUCUGCAGUGAACAGAGAGAGGUGUGGAAACGUUCUGGAGCCUGGUUCUACAAAGCCCUGCCGAAGCAUAUUCGUCCCAUUAAGGAUUCAAUUCUAGAUAACAGGAAGUCAGUAAUAGAAAGAGAAGAGCAGCUGCCAGUGGCCAGGAGUGCACCAGUGAGCUACACAUGGGCUCAAAGCAAAGUUUACGUAAGUGAAAGCGAUGGCAGUGAUGACGAGCUCAGUGAAUGCAGCAGUGACAGGAAGACCUUCACGUCUGAGACCGAUCAAAGAAGAGAUUCCGAAGAAAGUUUUUCAUUGAGAAAGACUUUGCACUCAGAAUCGAGUGGAGGCCAAGUGCAAACACCCCUGCAGCCCAGCAUUACCGGUCCAACUCCAACCACGGAAAGCUCUUCCAGCUUGGUUAGUGAACGAAGCGGCAGCAGUUUCAAACCGGGUCUGGAGGAAGACGUUAUGGACCAUAGUCCACCCUUACCAACUCCUCCGGCCCUCAGCCGCGCCAGCUCCCUGCGGAGCAGCUCCACCAGCCAGAAGUCAGAGGGCCCGGCCGCGGACCCCAGCAGGGAUGAAGAAGAUCUGGACCAAGCCUUCGGCGCCACCGCACUCGUGGCCAGCAAGAAGGAAGAAGAGCCGGAUGUGGAAGGCUACGAUUCAGACGACUCCACUACGCUCGGCACUCUGGACUUCAGCCUUCUGUAUGAUCAGGAGAACAACGCUCUGCACUGCACUAUCAACAAAGCCAAGGGACUCAAACCAAUGGAUCACAAUGGGCUGUCAGAUCCCUAUGUUAAGCUGCACCUGCUGCCUGGAGCAAGUAAGGCCAAUAAGCUCCGCACCAAGACCCUACGCAACACUCUCAACCCUGUCUGGAGUGAGACCCUGACGUAUUAUGGAAUAACAGAUGAAGAUAUGGUUCGCAAAACACUCAGGAUUUCAGUGUGUGACGAGGACAAAUUCCGCCACAACGAAUUCAUCGGCGAAACCCGAAUCCCCCUGAAGAAACUCAAACCCAAUCAGACCAAGAGCUUCAGCAACUGUUUGGAGAAACAGCUUCCUAUUGACAAGACAGAUGACAAGUCUCUGGAGGAGCGAGGGCGCAUCAUGAUCUCUCUGAAGUACAGCUCUCAGAAGUCUGGCUUAGUGGUUGGCAUCAUACGCUGUGCACAUCUCGCUGCCAUGGAUGCCAAUGGCUUCUCUGACCCCUAUGUUAAAACGUAUCUCAAGCCAGAUGAGAACAAAAAAUCAAAGCACAAGACAGCUGUCAAAAAGAAGACCCUCAACCCCGAAUUCAAUGAAGAGUUUUUCUAUGAGAUCAAGUAUGCUGACCUCAGCAAAAAGACCCUGGAGGUGACCGUUUGGGACUAUGACAUUGGCAAAUCCAACGAUUUCAUUGGUGGAGUCUCUUUAGGUAUAAAUGCCAAUGGCGAGAGGCUAAAACACUGGUUUGACUGUCUGAAAAACAAGGACAAGAAAAUCGAGCGCUGGCACACGUUAACCAAUGAACUCCCUGGUUCAGGGUACAAUGACUGAAAUCUCCCUUUCAAGUGGUUGCAGCGAAGCCCCGCCCCCUUUUCCUACAUGAUGUCGAUGUAAAGCCCAGCAGCCUGUGAUGGAUAGAUCAACACUCCAGCAGUCCACUGAUUUAGAGAUGGGUGCCAGUAUCUGUUCCCAACUAACACACCUGCUCUAUCUCUUGUACUUUUCCUGGUGUUGAGCUUGCAGUCUGAUUGUGUGGCUUGAUGUGGCUUUUGGGCUUAUAUAAGGGUCUUUAAUCAACCUGUGUUUGUACAACCUCAUUGAAAAUGGAGAGAUGUUGUUCCCACAGCCAACAAGAGAUCAGUUCCUGUCUUCAAAUAUUUAACCACACUCUACUCUUCUCUUUCUCCAUUUUCUUGGCUAUCUCCGAGGUUUUAUGUGUAUUCGAGAAUGCUGUUUACAGACGUUAACUCUCAGUAAAUGUAUCAUUACGUGUAUGCAUCAUGGCAGCAAAUGGGCUCUGAAAAUACAAUUUCUAAAACAAGACAGAAUAUUGUUUACAUCUAGAAUACAGUCUAAAACCUUUCUGAUGCCUGUCUUAAGGCCAGGGCAUAAACUACACAAUUGUAUUUUACAGACAGAUGAUUGAGAGGAUUAUAUUUUGUCAGUGGAGGUUAAAAAAAUUCAUGCAAUUUAAACUCCCAACAAAUUUGUAAGAGUUUUUACUUCCCCCGUCAAUUACAAUAGGCUAGAAUAUUUCUUUUUUUUUUUAAUAAAAGUGAAUAACCUCCUAGUUAGUCUACUUAAUGAAUGUAAUUUACCUUUAUUUAGUUUCUAUGCCCUCACUGCAAAUUAACAGUGUGCCAUUGACAUUAAGAAAGCACACAGCAGAGUUUCAAUAGCCAUUUUUCUAGAGAGAAAACAGAGACCAAACCCUGUUUACACACAAAGGCGCAAUACUAGAAAUGAAGACCAUGGAUUAUACAACUUUCAUUUGGAGGUAUAUCCAACUCUUGCUUGGCCAUUAAUUAUUGAUUUUCGAAUGAAACACUGUGCCCAAGCCCAAUCCAUACAUUGCAUUAACAUCUAAUUCUGUAAAGUCUGUAAAUCAAAAAAAUAGACUUGACAAACUUUUACAAGUUACUAUUGUUUGAGAUAUAUUAAUAGCAUGUUUAUCUUAUUCUUCCUUUGAGCAUUUAUACUUAAUAUAUUUUUUUAAAUACUGUGUUAAAGUCAUUUAACAUGUUUAUUUUAAAUAUGUGCAUUGCAUCAAGUUGUGUUAUUUUGUGGCAUUAAAUUAUAGCCAGUGUAUUAUUUUAACCUUUCUGUGUUAUUGCAUAUUUAGCAUGCCAUUGCUGGGUAUCAUAGAUAUUAUUAUAUUACUGUACGUUUGACAAUUUUUAUUUAUUUUUAAUUUUUUUUUCAAAUUACCAGUAGAUUUUAUUCGUUGUUUAAGGGAAACUCUAGAUUGGAGAUAAGACUUAAGACCAUUUAUUAAACACCGUGAAACUCCAAGAAAGAGACCACAUGUAUACAGCCCUACGAUGUAUGUUCACCAACUGAGAACCCUUAUCGCUCUCUGACGACGUUCAUUGUGCAAGACAUUUUUGUAAUCUUUUUGCUUUUGUACACAAACUCUAUGGCAUAAAAAUGCAUGCAAUGUUCUUGGGCUGUCAUUAAAUUAACUUUGCUUAAUGUUUGAUACUGCUGUUCUUUUCUGUAAAAAGAGAGUUCCUGCUCUUGGAUGCUACAAGAAUGUCAGCCUUCCUUUUCAGACCGUUUUUUGUACUUUUGAACGCUAUCGCAUUGCCCGUCAGGUUGCUCUAUUGACUGGACAUGUGACUGCAUGUUACAAAAAAAUAAAUCUUGUCUUGUUUUGAUCA